Messenger RNA from Onychostoma macrolepis, 1122 nucleotides. RefSeq names its product serine racemase (gene srr). Gene Ontology annotation, molecular function: pyridoxal phosphate binding; L-serine ammonia-lyase activity; threonine deaminase activity. The record is from RefSeq and is a predicted model, not a curated record. NCBI's taxonomy places the organism in Eukaryota, Metazoa, Chordata, Actinopteri, Cypriniformes, Cyprinidae. Gene Ontology annotation, biological process: L-threonine catabolic process; L-serine catabolic process.
GGGUCUUUUACCGUUGCUUGGUCGUGACAACCGCAAAUGAAGUUGUUUACUGGAAAAGCAGCUUUCUAAAAUCCCACAUUAUAUUUUUGGAUAGCUCUCGGUUUUACGCUAUACAUCUAACAAAGUUGCACUGAUCGAGCAAGAACGAUGGGAGAUGUCUCAGCAGACAGCAUUACUAUCGAGAUGCUCAGCGAGGCAUGUGAGACUGUCAGAUGCAGUCCUCUGGAUGUGAUCAACACACCGACUCCAUGGUCCCAGACCACACUGCCACUCAACGACCCCUGCAACAUUCACAUCAAACUGGAAAACAUGCAGAGGACCGGUUCAUUUAAGAUAAGAGGUGUUGCAAACCAGUUUGCCCGGAGACUCAAAGGGGGCCAUUUUGUGACCAUGUCUGCUGGGAAUUAUGGAAAGUCUUUUGCAUAUGCAUGUAAGCAUUAUGGAUCCAAAGGCAAAGUGGUGAUGCCAGAAACCACCCCCAUCUCCAGAUCAGUUCUGAUACAAAGUUUGGGAGUUGAGGUUGAAAGAGCGCCAACUCCUCGUCUCAUGGAUGUUGUUAACCGAAGUGUUCAAGAGGACAACAUGACUUUUCUACAUUCCUAUGAUGAUCCGGAUCUUAUCGCUGGACAUGCCAGCUUAGGUUUUGAGAUCCUGGAAGUUGUACCCUAUCCAGAUGUUGUGGUUGUUUGCUGUGGUGGAGGAGGGUUACUUGCUGGUGUGGCAGCUGCCAUCAAACUGUCUGGUUGUGAGAACACAAAGAUCUAUGGAGUGGAACCAGAAGGAGCAUGUACAAUGUACAAGAGCUUUAUUGAGAAGAAGCCUGUUGGUAUGGAUGCCAAAAGCAUUGCUUCAGGGCUAGCGCCACCAUUUGCAGGUUCUUUGCCAUAUGAGCUGUGUCAGAAAUAUGUGGAGAACAUUGUGCUUGUGACUGAUGAGGAGAUCAAAUCUGCAGUUUCCACACUUUAUAAGGCUGGACUCGUGGUUGAACCUUCAGGCACUGCGGCGUUCGCUGCCGUCACGAAUGACAAAAUACCAGAUAUCAAUGGCAAGAACGUGGUGGUCAUCCUCAGCGGAGGAAACAUUGGCAAAGAUGAGCUUAGCAACUUUCAUGACUAAGGUAAA